Molecule: messenger RNA, 2752 nt
Organism: Oldenlandia corymbosa var. corymbosa
Lineage: Eukaryota; Viridiplantae; Streptophyta; Magnoliopsida; Gentianales; Rubiaceae
Source: the annotation of a GenBank genome assembly
GGCCUUUCAAGAAAACGAAUCCCCCAAACACCGGUCAAACAUCUCCUCCCUCCGCUAUCACCGUCGCCACCAUUGACAAAACCUCCACUCCUGCUCUCCUUUGCCUUCAUCGAUAAUUCGAUGCCAAUCAUCGAUUCACUAUAUACAACCCUUCACCGCUAUCUCCUCCUCCUUCAUUGGUUCCCAAUCACCGAUUCUAUCACCAAACCCAAAGAAGGCGUCGUUUGAGGGUUUUUCUACGGGAAAAAAAAAUUUACAUAAACACAUCGCUCUCAAUUUGCAUUUCAUCCACUUCUCUUGAUUUAGGUAGGAUUCUUUUAGUUAUUUUAAGUUCUGUUUCUUUUGGUUUUUGGUCUUUGUACUAUUUUUUUUCCUCCUGCUGAUUGUUGAUAGUUAAUCUUUCCCCGUUUUUCUUUGUGAAGGUUGGCUUAGUUCAGGCUUUUGUUUUUAAAUUUCUAUUUGUUUUGAUCUUUUGACCAUCGAUUUAUUAGGGGUGUGGAUGUGGGUAUUGAACACUAGGCACUUUGAUUUUUGUCCAUCUAUGGCGUUCAAGUUACCAAUUAAUGAUAACUCGUCAGACUAGCCUCAGUAUCUUGACGGAGGAUGGGUUAUCUCAUAAGGAGAAUUUAUUUUGCGGUGUUAUGAGUUCGAAACUAACAACACCGCCAACGCCGAAACCAUUAGAAAUGAGGUAAUCUCCCGUUUUUUCCCCGGUGCUUUCUGUUAGUGAAGGUUAAUGCUUUGUGAACUUAUACCUUUAGAUUUUCGAAGGUUUGCAGUUUAUGCUUGGAAAAUACUGAAAGUGUCUUUAGGGGAGAUUGGUUGGUAAUCGCUUUUUGUUUAUUUCCAAUGACUUCUUUGCUAGGGAUAAUUCAAUUGAUCUGGAAUCUUACUCUAAACAAUUGUUCCAUGUUAUCAAUCGACUUUUGGACUUUGUCCCAACUUUUUUCUCUUUGUCUUUUCGGUUUUGGAAUUUUCCUCUGCAUUAUUUUAGAUUUCAUGUUUUCCUGCUCUGUCAUGGAUUUUUCUGGUUGUCAUAGGGAUUGAUGUGUUUAAUAAAUGUCAAGUUAUGCUCAAUGUUUUUCUCGUCAUAUGUCUUCAUUAAUUCAUAUUCGAUAUAAUAAAUUUAUUGCAGUGUUUGUUAGCAUCUUUGCAUGAAGUCUUAAUACCCGUUAAACAAAGAAAGUGAAGGAUUGUGGCAUUUGUUGUAUGAGUUAAUGGUCUUUCAAUUGAACUAUCAAGUCAAUGAGUUGGUGAAGUUGGUUGAAGAUUUUCCUUUAAUCUAUUUUGUAGCUAAGUUUUGCUUUUCCUCUGUUCUAGGAAAAAUUUCCUCUAAUGGCCUUGAUCUAUGAUUUUGUUUCACUUUCUGUUGUGUUGACAUCUGAAAAAGAUAUUAGUAACUGAUUAUGCUUUGAGAAUCACUCCUCCCAGGUUGAUGAAGACAUCACUAUUUUGCUUGCUUCUCAUUCUCGGUAUUUUGAGUGAUUAAAGAGAAUAUUGGCUGACUGAAUGAUGAUGUGGGAUUUACCUAUUAGUCAUGUAAUAGAGGCAUUGGGCUACCCGAAAUACAUUGGGAGCAUUAACCGCGGGCAAAGCGGUUACAGUGCUGGUCACUCCUACCAGCGACUUCAAAAAUAUCUUCUUCGUUUGAACGGUUGUUUAACAUUUCCAAGAACUCUUUGCUCCGAUAAAGUACAAGGAGGCCCUCGAGCAUGUGCUGAAUUUCAACAGAGCAUCCUCUGUUCUCCUGAUACCAUUGCUAAAUUUCGGGGUGUACUACUUCAAUCUGGUCAAUCACCGUUAUAAUUUGAUGGAACCUAAAACUGACUCUACUGCAGUAUGUUGGAACAUUGUGAAUAAGAGGAAAACUGAAUGCAUUUGAGUCUUUAGAUUAUCACUUUUAGUUGUGAACCAGAACAAAAAGGACUUGGAAAACUGGUUAGCUGAGGACAAGCUGCUUCGUGAUCUUGUCAAGGUAAUUCUAAUCAUUCUUGUACUUUGUGGAUCACUUUAAGCUUCAACGAGGCUAAUCAUUCUUUUUUUUUUUUUUCCACUGGACUGUAGCAGAACACAUAUGGUUCUUGAUCUGCGGGGUUUACUAAACCUCCCACCCAUCUGAGGGAUAUGUUAUUUUUCUUCCCGAAGCAAACAUCUUUUAUGCUCUUAAAUAAAAAUAUGUUAUGUACCGUAGUAUACUUGUUAUUUAUUCUCAAUGAAUAUGAUGUUGGAUAACAUCGUCCAAUGCAUUAUUUUUUCUUUUGCCUCAUUUUCACUUAUUUGUAAUUUGUUUGUUGCAGGCCCUCCCUCCAUAUUUUCAAAUCUCGUAAUACUGGAAGAGUUAUAAACAUUCAAAGCUUUGCAGUUUUUGUCAACAACCACAAGAUCUAGCUUAUUAAGCCCUCCAAACACCAAUUGACAAUGGAGAUUCUUUCUGUGAGAACCUUGAUGAUCUGAGCAUUCAACAUGGAGGGUACUCAAUAUCUGAUAUCAGGGAUGAGAUAUCAAGUUCCUGCUUUAGUUUUCAAAUUUUAUUUUACUUUUGUUACAUGCUUAAAGCAUCUUGGUAAAGUGUGCUAAUUGGAUGUUACAGAGAUUUGGAUAUUUUGAGAGCAUAACAUAGUAAAUAAAGAUACGCUAGAUAGCAGCAGGAUCCUUCUGCUGUCUGGAAUAUUUUGUAAUUGAGGUGGAUUAUUUGAAAUAAGCUUGAUAUUCAAAUCCUUAAGUGUUAUGAUGAUACCUCCUUUGAGGAAGU